AUGGCGUCUCCGAAUGGUGAAACGUGUGCCGUCAUCAGCCGUUCGUGCGACCAAUGCGCGACCGUGACCUGUUUGCCGGCGCAGACCACGCCCACUCCGGCUGCGAGCUCGAGCUCAGGGAGCAAUGCGGGUGCCAUUGCUGGAGGUGUCAUUGGAGGUCUUGCUUUUGUUGCCAUUUUCAUCUUCCUCAUUUGGUGGUUCGUCAUCCGGAAGAAGCGGCAGGAGGUGGAGCAGGAAAAGAACGACCUCCGUCAAGCGCGCCAGUCGACGAGGUCGAUGGCUUCCAUUGCCUCGACCGUCCUCACGCGUGCCUCCAACGUCAUCCAGAUCGCCUACAUUCCGGGUGUGACAAAUCGCUCCGCUCCAGACACUCCAGGGACGCUGGUUCCUCCCGUCCCUCCACUUCCCGGUGCUUCUCAAGACCAGCAUUUCUUCAUGCCCGGUGACCUUCGCGACUCGCGGUUCACCGAGUCGACGGUCGAUCGCCACAGUAUCGCGACCAGCCUGGCGCGCAGUAGCGUGGCGACCACCAUCUACCGCAACAACGCCGUCGUCAGUCCGGUCCCGGCGCAGCAAGCUCUCCGUACCAAGGCCGCCAUGGUCUCCGUCAGACCUUCCACCAGUGCCAGCGAUACCACAACCACUACCCAAUCUGACGCUCCCGCGGUGCCUGCCAUCACGCAGGCUCAGCUCAACAAAGCGCAGGCCAGCAGUUCCAUUGUCGCCCGCUCGGUGGUAGCUAAACCGGUGGACGUCAAACGGCCCAAAGCCAAGGUGCCUACCGUGUCGGAAGAAGAGGAAGCGAGCGACUCCUCCAGCAGCGGCAGCAGUAGCCGCUCGGUGUCGCCCGCGUCCCACUCUCGGGCUCGUCGGCUUGACAACAAUAACUCGGGUUUUGACAGCUCUUCCGACGAGGAGAGUGAUGACGACGCUGCAUCUGGGCAUCAUCGGAGAAGUCGUGUUUCCAACCCUUCCACCCGCCGGUUGACCCCCAACCUCCCCGGUCGUCAACGCUCCCGCCGUGGGUGA
Molecule: messenger RNA, 1029 nt
Organism: Rasamsonia emersonii CBS 393.64
Lineage: Eukaryota; Fungi; Ascomycota; Eurotiomycetes; Eurotiales; Trichocomaceae
Exons: 2
Coding region: 1-1029 (342 amino acids)
Source: RefSeq, a predicted model, not a curated record